Messenger RNA from Budorcas taxicolor (takin), 3859 nucleotides. It is a transcript of the gene JMY, whose product is annotated as junction mediating and regulatory protein, p53 cofactor. Lineage: Eukaryota; Metazoa; Chordata; Mammalia; Artiodactyla; Bovidae. Gene Ontology annotation, molecular function: actin binding; Arp2/3 complex binding; transcription coactivator activity. The coding region runs from base 113 to 3082 and encodes 989 amino acids. The transcript is spliced from 11 exons. Gene Ontology annotation, cellular component: nucleus; cytoplasm. Gene Ontology annotation, biological process: 'de novo' actin filament nucleation; positive regulation of apoptotic process; intrinsic apoptotic signaling pathway by p53 class mediator. The record is from RefSeq and is a predicted model, not a curated record.
UGGCUGAAGGCGCCCGGCGAGGGUGAGUGGGGGGCGCGGCGCAGCCAGCCGGCGAGUCCUCGCGCGGGCAGGGCCAGCGGCGCCUUCCCCGCGGCCUGGCGCCGGAGCCACCAUGUCGUUCGCGCUGGAGGAGACGGUCGAGUCGGACUGGGUGGCCGUGCGGCCCCACGUAUUCGACGAGCGCGAGAAGCACAAGUUCGUCUUCAUCGUAGCCUGGAACGAGAUUGAGGGCAAGUUUGCCAUAACCUGCCACAACCGGACGGCCCAGAGGCAGAGGAGCGGCACCCGGGAUCAGGCGGGGGCGCGAGGCGGUGCCGAGUCAGGCGCGCUCGCAUCCGACGGGACUCGCGGGCCGGGCAGCCCGGCGGGCAAGGGUCGGUCCGAGGCCACUGCCUCCGCGACUCUGGGCAGGAGCCCCGGGUCCCGGAGGCGCCCAGCCUGGCCAGAGGGCAGCUCUCCGCGGAGCGCGUGCAGCCUUCGAGGGGACCCAUCGCUGCGGAGUCCGGCCGGCAAAGGGGCGGAGAGUCCUCUCCGGAGCCCGGUGAGGGCCAACCACAGCCCGGUCCGGAGGGCAUCCGGAGGCAGAGAUGUGGCGGGGUCCGCCGCUGCGGCAGCCCCUCCGGCGGCCAAGGAGGCCCCGAUGUCGUCGGUGCGGGUAGUGAGCGCCUGCGGGACGGUCGCCGAGGAGAUCGAGGUGCUGGAAGUGGUGAGGGAAGAUGAGGCGGACCCGGCGGCGCCGGCGCUCUCGGCCGCGGAGCAGCCACCGCCGGCCGCCGAACUGGAGUCUCCGGCCGAGGAGUGCAGCUGGGCCGGGCUCUUCUCCUUCCAGGAUCUGCGCGCCGUGCACCAGCAGCUGUGCUCCGUGAACUCGCAGCUGGAGCCGUGCCUGCCGGUGUUUCCGGAGGAGCCGUCGGGCAUGUGGACGGUGCUGUUCGGGGGCGCCCCGGAGAUGUCCGAGCAGGAGAUCGACACGCUGUGUUACCAGCUCCAGGUUUACCUGGGCCACGGCCUGGACACCUGCGGCUGGAAGAUCCUGUCCCAGGUGCUGUUCACCGAGACCGACGACCCGGAGGAGUAUUACGAAAGCCUGAGCGAGCUGCGGCAGAAGGGCUACGAAGAAGUGCUCCAGCGGGCCAGGAAGCGCAUCCAGGAGCUCUUGGAUAAGCACAAGAAUACAGAGAGCAUGGUAGAGCUUCUGGACUUGUAUCAGAUGGAGGACGAAGCCUACAGCAGCCUUGCAGAAGCCACAACUGAACUCUAUCAGUAUUUACUGCAGCCAUUCCGAGACAUGCGAGAACUUGCUAUGCUACGAAGACAGCAGAUCAAGAUUUCUAUGGAAAAUGACUACCUGGGCCCCCGAAGAAUUGAAAGUCUACAGAAAGAGGAUGCUGACUGGCAGCGGAAAGCCCACAUGGCCGUGCUGUCCAUUCAAGAUCUUACCGUCAAAUACUUUGAAAUAACAGCUAAAGCUCAAAAAGCUGUGUAUGAUCGAAUGCGAGCAGAUCAGAAGAAAUUUGGUAAAGCGUCAUGGGCAGCAGCCGCUGAGCGUAUGGAAAAACUUCAGUAUGCAGUUUCUAAGGAGACUUUGCAGAUGAUGAGAGCUAAAGAGAUCUGUUUGGAACAGAAGAAACAUGCUCUAAAAGAAGAGAUGCAGAGUCUACAGGGCGGUACAGAAGCCAUAGCUCGAUUGGAUCAGUUAGAAGCCGAUUAUUAUGAUCUGCAACUUCAGUUGUAUGAAGUGCAAUUUGAAAUCUUGAAGUGUGAAGAGUUGCUGUUGACAGCACAGCUGGAAAGCAUCAAAAGACUUAUAUCAGAAAAGAGAGAUGAAGUGGUAUACUAUGACACUUACGAAAGCAUGGAGGCCAUGCUGGAGAAGGAAGAGAUGGCAGCGUCUGUGCAUUUUCAGAGAGAAGAACUUCAGAAACUUCAGCAGAAAGCACGCCAGCUGGAGGCAAGACGUGGACGGGUUUCGGCCAAGAAAGCAUACCUCAGAAAUAAAAAGGAAAUUUGUAUUGCAAAACACAAUGAAAAAUUCCAACAGCGCCUUCGGAGUGAAGAUGAGUAUAGAACCCACCACACAGUACAACUAAAAAGAGAUAAAUUACAUGAUGAAGAAGAAAGAAAAAGUGCCUGGGUUAGCCAAGAAAGACAGAAAACACUGGAUAGACUUCGAAAUUUUAAACAGAGAUACCCAGGCCAGGUCAUACUUAAAUCAACCCGAUUGCGACUGGCUCAUGCAAGAAGAAGAAGUACAGCCAGUCCCGUGUCCUGUGAAGACCAGUGUGACAGCCUGCCAGGAGUGCUCCAGGUCGAAGAGAAAAGGGAGGCAGUGGACGAAGGAAGGGCCAAGCUCAGGUCAUCACAGGCAGCAGACGCCCAGAGCCCCACCCCACCUGAAGGUCAUCCGUCAGCACAACUUGAAGCCACCUCAUCACUUCCCAGCGGCUUUACUGCUGAGCUGCCUGCCCCUGUGUCUCGUCCACUGUUGAACACUGUUGACUGCAAAGCAGGCUCUGUCCCAGUGGGGCCACUCCCACCCCCUCUGCCUCCCCCGCCCCCCCCGCCCCCCCCGCCCCCCCCACCGCCACCUUUGCCCGUGGGUCAGGACGGCGCCCCCGAGACCCUGGAGAAAGGCCUGCCCCAGAUGGAAGGGAGCGAGAAGAGGAUCCCAAAGUCAGCCAGUGCCCCUUCAGCACAGCUCUUCGACAGCAGCCAGCUCGUCAGCGCCAGGAAGAAGCUCAGAAAGACGGCUGAAGGCUUGCAGAGGAGGAGAGUGAGCUCACCCAUGGAUGAGGUGCUAGCUUCCUUGAAGCGUGGUAGUUUCCAUCUGAAAAAGGUUGAACAGCGAACUCUGCCUCCUUUUCCUGAUGAAGAUGAUAGUAAUAACAUCUUGGCACAAAUAAGAAAGGGGGUAAAAUUGAAGAAGGUACAGAAGGAAGUCUUGAGAGAAUCCUUCACGCUUCUGCCUGACACAGACCCUCUAACACGGAGCAUCCAUGAAGCUCUUAGAAGAAUCAAAGAAGCAUCCCCUGAAUCAGAGGACGAAGAGGAGGCUUUGCCUUGCACAGACUGGGAAAACUAACAAGUAACUCAACAGAAUGAAAAAAACACCUACAGUUGAACAUUGGCUCUUGAAAAAUUGUAAACAUUUGGUUCCACGAUUGGAUUCUAUUAGAUCCAAAAUGUAUUGGCUCAGUGGUGUGAAAAAGGAAGCACAACGGGCAAGUUACCACUUUUCCAGUCAUUCCAGUAGAUGGUGGUUUACCUGAGUUUUAGAUGUGCAAUAUUCCUGACUGCAGUGAAGAAACGGCCUCUGAAGAUUCCUGUUUUUAAGCACCUUCCCCACCUGUCCACCCGUUUACAUCCUUAUAGUGGCCAGUAAAGCUCGGGGUCGCUAUGAGUUGGAAGAAACACUGGGUUGACGGAUCUACUGUGAGCUGUGUUGAGACUGCUUUAAAAUCUGUCGUUCAGUGCACUGAAUAGUCACCUGCCCAAGAUACAGAGCUUGUUCUGUAUCAGCUUAAAUAGUGUGACCCUCUGAAAAAGAAGUUAAUUGUGAUAGCUAUAGGGUAGGAAUUGGAAGGAUCAGAUGGAAAUGCACUGACAAUUCCCACAUUAUUCAUCUCCAAGAGAUUUUCAUAAAGAUGCUCAGCAACAUCUGAAAAGAUACACGACCAUGGAGAUACACCUAUAACUGUGUUUACCACAACGUGAUACAUUUAACAUGGCAUAUUUUUAGAAGCCCACACACGUAACAGUUUGUAAAGUUUCAAAGUAACAAUUUCCAUGCUUUUAAAUAGCUCUUCAUAAUUGUGAAUUUAUAAUAGUUUGAAUUUUAUGUGCAGCUUUGUUUAUGAGA